Podarcis raffonei (Aeolian wall lizard) is the source of this 3501-nucleotide messenger RNA. It is a transcript of the gene MAGT1, whose product is annotated as magnesium transporter 1. Gene Ontology annotation, cellular component: oligosaccharyltransferase complex. Lineage: Eukaryota; Metazoa; Chordata; Lepidosauria; Squamata; Lacertidae. Bases 98 to 1087 code for a protein of 329 amino acids. The record is from RefSeq and is a predicted model, not a curated record. The transcript has 10 exons.
CCAGUACUGGCCCGACGCGCGGCCUGGCCUAUGGGCGCCGGGCUGCCCGUGAGUGGCUUUUCUGCCUGUCGCUGAAGGAAGGGAGGCCGGUUCAGUCAUGGCGGCGUUUCUGAGGGUUCUGGCUCUGGCUUUCUUGGCCGUGCUGGCCGGCUCCGGCGUCGGAGGGCAGAAGAAGAAGGAGAUGGUUCUUUCAGAAAAAGUGAACCAGCUGAUGGAAUGGGCUAGCAAACGGUCGGUAAUUCGACUGAACGGUGAUAAAUUUCGUCGUCUUAUAAAGGCACCACCAAGAAACUACUCUGUGAUUGUUAUGUUCACUGCGCUUCAGCCUCACAGACAAUGUGUUGUGUGCAAGCAAGCUGAUGAAGAAUAUCAGAUUCUGGCAAACUCAUGGCGGUACUCAAGUGCAUUCACAAACAGGAUCUUUUUUGCCAUGGUUGAUUUCGAUGAAGGCUCUGAUGUAUUUCAAAUGCUCAACAUGAACUCUGCUCCAACCUUCAUUAAUUUCCCAGCAAAAGGGAAACCGAAAAAAGGUGACACAUACGAACUGCAAGUACGAGGUUUUGCUGCUGAACAGCUAGCCCGUUGGGUUGCUGAUAGAACUGAUGUCAAUAUCCGUGUGAUAAGGCCUCCAAACUAUGCUGGGCCCUUGAUGUUGGGGCUGCUCCUCGCUGUUAUCGGUGGCCUUGUGUACUUAAGAAGAAGCAACCUGGAUUUUCUGUAUAACAAGACAGGCUGGGCUUUUGCUGCUUUGUGUUUCGUUCUGGCAAUGACAUCAGGGCAAAUGUGGAAUCACAUCAGAGGGCCACCAUAUGCUCAUAAGAAUCCCCAUACAGGUCAAGUGAGCUAUAUCCAUGGGAGCAGUCAAGCUCAAUUUGUUGCUGAAACACACAUUGUUCUGUUGUUUAAUGCUGGUGUUACUCUUGGGAUGGUGCUCCUGCAUGAAGCUGCAACUUCUGACCUGGAGGUAAUGAAGAGAAAAAUAAUGUGUAUGGCUGGCAUCGGUUUGGUGGUCUUGUUCUUCAGUUGGCUGCUGUCAAUAUUUCGAUCUAAGUACCAUGGCUAUCCAUACAGCUUCCUAAUGAGCUAAAGAAUGUUGCAUCUCUGCUGUUUUCCUGAAGCGUGAAAUAUGUGGACCAUGCUACCUCCAUUUGAAAUGAAUAGGAAUGAGACUGUUGCACACCAAACCAAAGAUGUCAAGUGCCUUGACAAUUUGCCCUAAAAGUCAUGGGGAGUACAGUGGUACCUCGGGUUAAGUACUUAAUUCGUUCCGGAGGUCCAUUCUUGACCUGAAACUGUUCUUAACCUGAAGCACCACUUUAGCUAAUGGGGCCUCCUGCUGCUGGAGCACGAUUUCUGUUCUCAUCCUGAAGCAAAGUUCUUAACCCGAGGUAUUAUUUCUGGGUUAGCGGAGUCUGUAACCUGAAGUGUAUGUAACCCAAGGUACCACUGUAUUAAGAUACAUGCUCUUUUCGCCAUUUAAUUUAGGUCUAGUAUAAUUUUGCAUCUGGGUUCCUUGUUUCUGAUUAGUUUAAAAGAAAACUACAUUUUAAUUCUCAGGCGACAGUCCAAAGACCCUCUUUUAGGCAGAUGUUAGUGCCUCUGUGUUAUGCAUAGAGACACCCUGAUAAUCACAGUUACCACCACUUGUAGCUUCAUUAACUACUGGACUUAUUCAUAGUUCACCUGCGUUUCAGGGUGGCUUUUAGCAGGGCGGGGGGGGGCACAGGGAGGGCUGCUUUGACAAGGGAGGUGCCCCAAAACAGUACAGUGUGCAUGUGCAGCUUUCUAUGCAGCCCUUUGGGCUGUGGCUUUAACUGUUAUAUACACUGCAUUGUAUUUCUGGCACCUACAAGGACUUUACAUUUUGCCCAUAUUUUUCUCCCCCUAUUGCAAAGGACUCACUGCAGAUGCAUUCAGUAGGUCCCUCUUUGUAAGAUGUUCAGCUUCCAGGUGAUCUGAUUCUAUGUUGGGCAAAAGAUUCCUGCAUUGCAGGGGGUUGGACUAGAUGAUCGUCCUGGUCCCUUCCAAUUCCAUGAUGACAUUUUUAACCUCGGUUUCUGUGCAACAUGUUCCAAUGCAGAGCCAACUGGCAAGAGAAGUUGACUCCUUUUUUUUUUAAAGUACAUGACUUGAAAGAGACUUCCAUAAGCCUUUCUCUCUCUCUCAAACCCUGGGAGUAUCUUUCAGUAAUACUGCUAUCAUAAUUAUGAGGGGGGCCCGGUUGCAUUCAUUCACUUUGUAAUCUACACUAGAACUCCUUCAGUACAGUGCAUCGUCCUCUUACUCCAUGCACAGUGCAAAUGCUCAUGACUACCAGAAAGUGUUUUCUGAUGUUGAAACUGUCAUGUGGGCUUGUAGCCCCAGCAGACUCUUGUUCAAUAAAGAAGCAUCCUCAACAAUUUGUGUUAAAAGGUGCACAGCCCGUAUCUGAUUCUCUGUGCAGAACAGCCUGCUGUAUACACAUUCACCAGCCAGACAAAGUCAGUGUGAUCAGCCUUGAUAGUACCAAUUCGCUAUUGUGUUAGUCUCCCAAACAAGUGAAUGGCACUGUUAAAGCUAUUCAUAUUGCCAACUUGCUAUGGGCUGAAAAUAAGGCCCUGUUCCAGUAUAUUAAUGACAUGCCUACUGUUCUAGAUGCUGCCUGUGUGUGUGUGUGGUUUGUCGUGCACAGAACUCUUCAGUGCAUUUGACACUUGACUCACAGAGCAGUUUUCACAUGGAAGCCUGUCUCUAGGAGUUGAUUUCCAUUGCCAGUUUGGGGCAACAUCUCUUAAAUCUGAACAUAUUGCAUGCAGAAUGCAGGGUAAAGCAUCAAACAUGUCAGUGCUUUUGCCAUUGCCUUGUAAUAAUAUUUCACUGCUUUUCUUUACCUCUGAAUGCAGUGGAAAGGUGUGGGGUGAGAGAGGGAAGAUCCCAAUAUGUAUAAUGAAUCUUAGUUGGUGAUUGUAAGCUUUAUAAGAAAGCCUCUGUUUCUUCUGCUUUUGCUGCUUUCCCCAGCUCCUUCCAUGUUCAGUGAAAAUUAUCUGCUUGGUUCUCAUCCUGCAGUCCAUGAGGAUACUAGGAGCUGGAUCUAGAAGGAAUCUUAAAAGGAUUCUAGGAACUGUAUUAAUUUGGAACUUCUGCUUCUUGGCUUGAUAACACUGUCUCCUUCAAGGCAGGCCUAAUAUUGGGUGUGAUUGACGACAUAGAACAAGAAAAACAUAGUGCUUUUUCUCGAAGGGAGUGGGUAUGGGGAAGGUAAGGGAAAUUAUGUUUCUCAUUAAAAGUUGAAUAGAGGUAACUACUACUAUACUGAACAAAGUAGUUUUCUCUUAUGCAAAUUUGCUAUAUUUAAUUAUAUUUCAAGUGCCUUAACACCAUUAGUCUAUUUUUUGAUAUUGACUCCAUAAAUAUUUUUAAAAAUGCAUUUUUAUACAGCUCACAGCAUUCAGUUGUAGCAUGGAUAUUGAAAGGACUACAAUGGAUUUUGAACAACUUUCAAUAAAUAUUUUACCUACCCCU